Messenger RNA from Gaeumannomyces tritici R3-111a-1, 2653 nucleotides. RefSeq lists its product as hypothetical. The coding region runs from base 119 to 2398 and encodes 759 amino acids. Lineage: Eukaryota; Fungi; Ascomycota; Sordariomycetes; Magnaporthales; Magnaporthaceae. The record is from RefSeq and is a predicted model, not a curated record. The transcript is spliced from 2 exons.
UUUUUACUUUCUGCUGCAGCUUCUUCUGCUGCAGCUACUGUUUUAAGGUCAAGGUUUGGCUCCAACCACGUACUACUUCUUUGCUUACCUUUCUGCAUCACACCUCAAGCCCACAGCCAUGGCGUCCUGGAACUCGCUCCCCCGCGAGAUGCGCCAGAUGGUGCUCGAGGCGCUGGUCAGUCUCGGCGACAAGCAGCCGUCGCGAGACCGACGUCGCAAGCCUCGCCUGGCCCGAUUCGUUACCGUCUGCCGCGAGUGGCAGGAGACCCUGGAGCCCUUCGUCUUCUCCUCCCUCGAGCUGCAGCCCAAACACCUGGCCGAGUUCGACAACGUCAUGCGCGGCAGCCGCCGCCGCAUGCUGCGCCACCUCUGGCUGCGUGUCGAGCUAGCCCGCAAGCGCCGCCGCUACACGGAGCAGACGACGCGCGAGGAGGAGGAGACCAACAAUGCCCUCUUCACCACGGCCGUCUACGACCUUUUCAGCACGCUCGGCCAGUGGUCCAGAGGAUCCUCCCAAACGUGGCCCGAGCUGCAGUUCGAGCUGGGCGCCAACUCGCCGUCGGAUCCAAGGUACCGCUUCGGCGACCCGGGCAUCGUCGAGAACAAGGACUACACCAUCGGCGAGCUCGACUUCUGCUGGGUCGACGCCAACCGCAGCUUCGCCUACCCCUCGCCCCUGCCCGAGGUCGAUAUCAUCUCCAAGUUCUCCAUCCUGCGCCGCACCCGCCGCUACUUUGCCCCCGCCGCCCUGCUCACCAUCUUUGACAGCCUGCCGAGGCUGCGCGAGGUGAGGUACGAGCCGUGGUAUUUCCUCAACGAGGACUCUCAGGCCGACGCCGACGAAGCGUUUGGUAGGGCUCUCCGCCACUGGCCGCCCACGGUCAAGCGUGUCAGCAUCUUUGAGCAUUGCAGGGACUUCCGCCGCCACUUCCCCGGCCAGUAUCUCGACUUUGACGGUUGGGACGACGGCUGGUGGGAGGGCGAUGGCCACCAGCACGACCACGACCACGAUCAUGAUCACGACCACGGACACCACCAUCACCAUUACCACCAUCACCCCGGCCACCCGCCCAAUGGCAGCGGAGUCGACGGCCCGGACGGCUGGGACGCUGGUAGUGCCGACGAGGACGGCUGGGAGACGGCCAACGAAGACGAAGACGCCUGGGAGGACGACAACAGCCCGGUCAGCGACGAGCCGGAUACGCAGGGCACUGAGAGCAGCCCUGGGAACUCGGGCGCCGAGAACAGUGCGCCCUCUGACUGGGUUGUCCAUUCUCCCUUUGACCCCGAGGCCGCGUCUCCUCCCCUGCCGCCCGCCAGCCUGCCAGGCUCCAUUCUGACGGCCAUUUUCGGUGGCCCUACGCCUUCGCAGUCGGUUCAAGAGCACCUCGCGGCGAGCUUUGGGGCGGCGGCGGCGGCAGCAGCAGCAGCAGUAGUCGGCGGCGCCAGCGGCGCUGCGAAUGCGGCUCCCAGCACUGGGGGCGUGGCGGACGCGAGCGGGGCAGCGCCGCCCCAGGACGCGACGGCGGGCGACGACGAGCCCAUGGACUACAUCACUCCGCACCUGGGACUGGGCCUGCUCUUCAUCCGACCCAGCCAGGGCCUCGAGGAGCUGGCCGUGUCGGGGCUGAUCGACGCCGUCGACUUUUUCGAGCCCUUUUACGCCAAGUCCGAGGCGGGCCAGUCGGCGCUGCCGUCGUGGCCUAACCUGCGGUGGCUGACGCUGACAUCGCCCACGCUCCUCAACCCCACCCCGGUCGACGGCGGCAUUGACGCGGUCAACGAGCUGCUGCAGGCCGCAGGCCGCGCUGCCGGUCGCAUGCCCAACCUGCGCGUCAUGGAGCUCUACUGCACUGACGCGCGCGGCGGCGUCGUUUUUCGCUAUCAGGUGACAGACACGGGCACGUCCAUCUCAUGGCAGAGCGCCUGGGCGCCCAUGGAGGCGACGGCCAACGCGCCGGCGGCCCCGGGCAGCGUGACGACGGUGGUUGCCGGCGGCGGCAACAGCGCCGCGACGGCCACGGCGCCCACUACGGUGGGAGCGGCUAGCUCUACCGCCGCCAUGAUACACGAGGAGCUAGUGACGGCAGUGACGGCAGCGGCCAUGGCCCUUGGCGCCGCCGACGCGCGCAUGGGCGAGGACGACGAGGACCACCCGCGUCACUUCCGGGUCAGCUCCCGCGUCAAGGAGACGUGGGGCCGCACGGCGCGGCGGCACACGCGGCACGACCUGGACCCCAUGUUCGAGGCGCUGCUGCCGUGGACGAACCCUUUCAACUUUAUCCACCAGAACCUCGCGACGCGGGAGCUGGCGCUUUCGGGCGUUUCGUCGCAGGACAUACUCAAGACGCUGCACCUGCCCCCGGCCAUGCUGAGGCUGCCGGAUUCUCCUUCAUAGUCAUGGCGGUUCAAGUGCUGGAACGAGUUGCAUUUGCUGCAGCGUAAUAGAGCACCUUUUUCAUUCAUGGAAGCAGACCCGAUACCCUAAACUCCCCAAGCCGAUGCAGACCCUCCCUAUGUGGUAUACCUUUUUGUCCAAAAAAAAAAAAAGCAAUUGUAAAUGAUAGCCGCAAGAAACAAGACGCCUGAAGACCUGUUCCGACCCGAAUGCUUUGACGCGAAAGGAGAGGAAGAACGGAAGGAGGUAGAUACA